AUGCACCUUGUGCAACACGCCGUGAUGCGACCAAACUUUCAUAUCAUAAGGGAACGGUCUAUUCCGGAAGAUUUGGACACAGAAGAUGAUUUGAAAGAAGGGGAUGUCAACGAAACCAAUCAAUGCGGAGAUAAUUUCAACGAAGAAGCUGUCGACCAUGACUUAUCCGAUAAGACUCCUUUCAACGAAAACGACAGUCAUAGUCCUAUAGCAUUAUUGGAACGGUCACGUCUUGGUCAAUCUCUACUCCGUAAACUAGCCGAUGACAUCGAGGCGCAUUGUCCUUUGCCAGUCCCCAACAAACAACCCCUCAGGGAAACAACAAUUGUUCAAAAGCGUUAUUCUCGAUUUGAAAACCUACCGUAUGAAAUACGUUUCAUUAUAUACAGCUAUCUUGGCUGGCCCGAAUCAGGGAGGAUAUGGGUUCCUCUUUGGUACGAUCCAAACCUCGAGAUACGCGCCCAGGCAUCGAACGUCGAAUUAUGUCAAUAUGGAAGAUCCAUAGAGGAUCUCCUGACGUUCGAAUGUACGAAUAGAAUUACAAGUCGCCGUCUGUUCCCCCUUACAGAACCAGAGCCUGCAUUGCUCUCCAUCUGCACAUCGAUCCGAGAAGAUAUUCUCCGACGUAGUCUGGGAAGCAUUACGGUAAAGGCCAAGUUCGAACUGAGUCAUAGGAAUGUUUUAAAUCACAACUGUCAUAACUGCAAUGGCGAUGAUAUGCCUCGACCUCCAGGCGGUAAGAAACUUUUGCGAUUACCCGCCACGGUAUUCAGUUAUAUUACUUCCAUUCACCUGGAUCAUUCCGUCGGUUACCCAUCUUUCAUCGAUACGGCGGCGUAUGAUUCUUUCCCGGGUGAGCAGAAUGCAUUUUUGAGGGGCCGUUGUCUUCGAGUAGUUCCAGAACAUCCUCUUUACGCCAGAAGGGUAUUAUUGAAACAAGCAAGCACUAUAAAAUUUCUGUCGGUAUAUUGUCCCGCACUUGUCACUUUACGUCUGGAGCCGUACCUCAACAUGGUUCCGUUUAGUUAUCAGCAAUGCACAGUGGCAGAAGAGACAUUAAACCCCUUGACGAUUGCACUAGAAGAACUGGUAUCUGGAUGCCGAAGUUUGAGAACUCUGGAAAUCCCACGUUACCGGGAUUUUGAUCCAACAGUAGGGCUAGAGCCAUUUGAUCCGCGUACUUCGAUUAUAAUCGAGCGCUUGGAUCUAAAUGUCCCCGAGCUCGAAAAGAAGCAAUGGGCGAAGGCCUGGAUUGAGAAGAUUCUGGAUCAAUUAAACCCAGUCUGGCGCCCUACAGGUGUUACUUACUGA
Messenger RNA from Aaosphaeria arxii CBS 175.79, 1311 nucleotides. RefSeq lists its product as uncharacterized. Lineage: Eukaryota; Fungi; Ascomycota; Dothideomycetes; Pleosporales. The transcript is spliced from 2 exons. Bases 1 to 1311 code for a protein of 436 amino acids. The record is from RefSeq and is a predicted model, not a curated record.